UUUUCUUAUCCAAACAUUCAGAUCUCCAAGAAAAUAUCUUUAGCUCUGUGGUUCAUAUUCCAAAAAUGGCUAAGACAUGGAAAGCUUGAGAGACAAACCUAGAUGGAGUCUUGUAGGCAUGACCGCUCUUGUUACCGGUGGCUCCAAAGGCAUCGGAGAAGCUGUGGUGGAGGAACUAGCUAUGUUAGGAGCAAGAGUCCACACAUGUGCCAGAGACGAAACUAAGCUUCAAGAAAGCUUACGUAACUGGCAAGCAAAAGGGUUUCAGGUUACCACUUCUGUUUCCGACGUUUCUUCUCGUGGCCAACGAGAGAAACUUAUGGAAACUGUUUCCACUAUCUUUGAAGGAAAACUCAAUAUACUUGUAAACAAUGUGGGAACGUGUAUAGCCAAACCGACCUUAAAACAUAGAGCGGAAGAUUUCUCAUUUACGAUGGCUACAAAUCUCGAGUCAGCUUUUCAUCUCUCACAGCUCGCGCAUCCUUUGUUGAAAGCUUCGGGUUCAGGGAGCAUCGUGCUAAUCUCCUCCGUCUCUGGAGUUGUACAUGUCAAUGGUGCAUCCAUCUAUGGAUUAUCUAAAGGAGCUAUGAAUCAGCUAGGAAGAAACUUAGCAUGCGAGUGGGCAAGUGACAACAUAAGGACUAACUCUGUGUGUCCAUGGUUCAUAGAAACUCCUUUAGUUACCGAAGUUCUUAGUAAUGAAGAGUUUAGAAGAGAAGUGGAGAGUAGGCCACCGAUGGGACGUGUUGGAGAAGUAAAUGAAGUAUCAUCGCUUGUUGCAUUUCUAUGUCUUCCUGCAGCUUCUUAUAUAACAGGUCAAACCAUUUGCGUUGAUGGAGGUUUCACUGUUAAUGGUUUCUCUUUUAAGCCUCUGCCUAAUUAAGACGUAGAGUGUUUCUGUUUUUAACAUUUUGAGUGUAUUCUAUCUAAUUAAACUCACAAUUUUAGUUUCUUAACCGAAGUUUCUUGGAUAAUUAAUCAACGUAGAGUGUUUUUUUUU
This is a messenger RNA of Arabidopsis lyrata subsp. lyrata, 1000 nucleotides long. Its product is annotated as tropinone reductase homolog At2g29360. The record is from RefSeq and is a predicted model, not a curated record. The transcript has 5 exons. Lineage: Eukaryota; Viridiplantae; Streptophyta; Magnoliopsida; Brassicales; Brassicaceae. Gene Ontology annotation, molecular function: oxidoreductase activity. The coding region runs from base 77 to 883 and encodes 268 amino acids.